AUGUGUUUCUGCUGGUACAGAGUCGCUGACGCUUCUGAGUAUCUGGUGAUCACCGGUGCAUGGGUCGAUGACCUGAAGAUCAAAAAGAAGGCAUGGAUCCUCCCCGGCCAGACCUGCACCGUCAUCGAGCUCUCUCCGGUGAACUACACCUUCAAUGUCCAAGCCAUGAGCGCGGAGAAGCUCCCUUUUAUCCUCCCAGCCGUCUUCACCAUCGGCCCCAAAGCAGUCGAUAAGGAACAUGAUCCUAAACUUGAAGCUAUCAGGAAGUACGCCAAGCUGCUCUCCAGCCACGAAAAGAACUCGAAACACGUCGAGGAGCUGGUCCAGGGCAUCAUUGAGGGAGAGACUCGUGUGCUCGCGGCCUCGAUGACGAUGGAGGAGGUAUUCAGGGGGACCAAAGAGUUCAAGAAGGAGGUUUUUGACAAGGUUCAGUUGGAGUUGGAUCAGUUCGGGCUUUUCAUAUACAAUGCAAAUGUGAAACAGUUGGUGGACGUUCCUGGACACGAGUAUUUCAGUUACUUGGGGCAGAAGACUCAGAUGGAGGCAGCCAACCAGGCCAAGGUCGACGUGGCGGAGGCCACGAUGAAGGGAGAGGUUGGUGCCAAGUUGAGGCAGGGGCAGACGCUGCAGAACGCUGCCAAGAUCGAUGCAGAGACGAAGAUCAUAUCGACCCAGAGAUAUGGAGAGGGGAAGAAGGAGGAGAUUAGGGUGAAUACAGAGGUCAAGGUCUACGAGAAUCUGAGAGCAGCUGAGGUGGCUGAGGCGAAUGCUGAGCUGGCAAUGAAGAAGGCAAGGUGGGCUAAGGAGGCGCAGGUGGCCGAGGUUGAGGCGGAGAAGGCGGUGGCGAUGAAGGAGGCCCAGUUGCAGAAGCAAGUGGAGAUGAUGAAUGCACAGACUAUGACCGAAAAGCUCAAGGCUGAGAAUUUGAGCAAGGCCACGGUCGAGGCUGAAACGAAGGCGCAACAGGCAAACUGGAUUCUCAACCAGAAGCAGCGGGAGGCGGAUGCCAUUCUCUACCAACAGCUGAAAGAGGCCGACGCUACGAGAGCAGCUGCUGAAGCACAGUUGUAUGCUCGUCAAAAGGCUGCUGAUGGAGAGUUCUAUGCAAAAAAGAAAGAGGCUGAGGGGCUUGUGCAACUUGGACAAGCUCAUGGCAAUUAUUUGCACAAUCUUCUGGAGGCAAGUGGAGGCGACUAUUCAGUUAUAAGAGAUUACAUGAUGAUCAAUGAUGGAAUGUAUCCAGAGAUUGCUAGGAUUAAUGCUGAAGGCGUGCGCGGACUUCAGCCUAAGAUUAGUAUCUGGACUAAUGGCGGAGAAGCUGCGGAAGGUGGUGCGGGUGGCGGAAAUGUGGCUAUGAACUCCAUUGCCGGGAUUUAUAAGAGUUUGCCACAACUGCUCAGUACAGUGCAGGAACAAACUGGAAUGAAGCCUCCCAGUUGGCUAGGAGUUUCGCCAGUUGAAGAUUCUCAGCCUGGGAAUUGA
Argentina anserina (silverweed cinquefoil) is the source of this 1482-nucleotide messenger RNA. Its product is annotated as flotillin-like protein 6. Gene Ontology annotation, biological process: protein localization to plasma membrane. The transcript has a single exon. Lineage: Eukaryota; Viridiplantae; Streptophyta; Magnoliopsida; Rosales; Rosaceae. The coding region runs from base 1 to 1482 and encodes 493 amino acids. The record is from RefSeq and is a predicted model, not a curated record. Gene Ontology annotation, cellular component: plasma membrane raft; plasma membrane.